Messenger RNA from Scophthalmus maximus (turbot), 3411 nucleotides. RefSeq names its product protein FAM102A-like. NCBI's taxonomy places the organism in Eukaryota, Metazoa, Chordata, Actinopteri, Pleuronectiformes, Scophthalmidae. The transcript is spliced from 12 exons. Bases 272 to 1468 code for a protein of 398 amino acids. The record is from RefSeq and is a predicted model, not a curated record.
UAACUCCGGUGAACAGGGAGAAGUUGGUGCAGAAGAUGUGUUGAAGCGGAGCAGCGGUCGAGAACCGGGACUCCUCCUCCUCCUCCUCCUCCUCCGGCGGCUCCGUGGGACCGGACGGGACGGGCCGGGACGGGACGGGCCGGGACGGGACGGGACGACUCCAGAGAUGAUUCAGCUGGAGGAGCAGAAGGAUUCUCCUUAAAGACAUUUAUUAUUAUUAUCAUUAUUAUUAUUAUCAUUCAUCACCGUCGCCCCUCCCUCCAGAGGGACCAUGUCCUUCCUCACCAAGAAGAAGAAGUUCAAGUUCCAGGUGCACUUCACGCUGGAGGAGCUCACCGCCGUGCCGUUCGUCAACGGGGUUCUGUUCUGUAAGAUCCGGCUGGUGGACGGGGGAGACUUUGCCAUCUCGUCCUCCAGGGAGGAGGUGCAGCAGAACUGCGUGCGAUGGAGAAAGAAGUUCUCCUUCGUGUGUAAGAUCAGCGCCAGUCCGGUCACGGGCGUGUUGGACCCCUGCGUCUGCAGAGUCUCCGUACGCAAGGAGCUGAAAGGAGGAAAAACCUUCUCCAAGCUCGGUUUCGCCGAUCUGAACAUCGCAGAGUUCGCUGGAUCGGGCUCCAGAGUUCGCUGCUGCAUCCUGGAGGGUUACGACACCAAGAACACCCGACAGGACAACUCCAUCCUCAAGGUAACCAUUGGGAUGACUCUUCUCUCUGGGGAUCCCUGCUUUAAAACGCCUCCCACCACGGUCAAGUCUGUCUCCUCCGGGGACGAGGACCCCACCCUGCAGCCGGACCGCAAGGGAGAGAGCACCGACGUCGCCGCGGUGCAGCCACUAGGGGGCGUCCUGGAGGCGUCCCGCGCCUUCAAACCCCGACAGUCGUCAGCACGAAGCUCAGGACUGCCGGAGGAGGGAGCGAGUCCAGACGACGUCUUUCACACGGGUCACUUCCGCAGCUCCAGCUACGCCAGUCAACACAGCAAGAUAUCAGGCUACAGCACCGGUCACUCGCGCUGCUCCAGCCUGACGGACCUCAGUCACCAGAGAAACGCCUCCUCCAGCAGCAGCGCCUCCUGCGGGGUCGCCCACCCUCCCUCCACCCCCACGGAGCCCCAGAGGCAAGGGACGCCCACCAGACCGGAGAGGCCUCCUCCGCCCUCGGCGGCAGCCCUCAUGUCCAACAGAUCCUCCAGGAGGAAGAAGGACCCUGUGGAGCGGCAGCACAGCUGCGUGGACGACACUCGCAUCGACGCAGACGACAUCGUGGAGAAGAUCGUCCAGAGCCAGAACUUCUCUGACAGCAGCAACAGCGAAGACAGCAACUUGAGGCUGUUUGUCGGCAAAGACGGGACCACCGCCCUCGGCGGGACACUCGCCAACAGAGGAACACCCGGUACGUUUGAGCCGGUCGUCAUCGAGACUCACUGGGACCAACUGUCCGUGAACGCAUCUCCAGAUCCGACUCCGUGAGACCUGAGAGUCGGUGACUGACCUGAGACUACUGUGAUGAUAGAUGAUGAGGCGGUCUGGUUCAGAUGUGGGUCACUUCAGCCACAGUCCGGACAGGACGGACAGAAGUGAGCCUGAAGUGGCCCACAACCACAAAUGUGCCAAAGAUCACAAAUCCAACGUGGGUCAAGAUGCAUUUGGGCCAGUUCAGGUUGGUGUGGUUGGGUCUUGGCCGACUUGCGGCCUGAUUGUGGCCCAGAUGUGGCACCUGGUGAUUUGACCUUGUUUUACCCUGAAUCCAGAUUAUUCCUCGUUCUACUGGAGUAAACAGUUUCAGUCCCAUGUUGUUUGUGCAGAUUAAACGAUUCCUCCACCGGUUCAAUUUUAAAAUUGCCGUCCAGGGCAGGAAGCUUCCUUACAGCAGCUCAGUUCAUCGACAUCGAUGACUAAAAUGACGAGGACCCACAUGACCCUUCGAUUCAAGAUUGAAUCCUGCUGACGAACAAACAGACAAACAAACAUAAAACAUUCCCACUGAAACUUUGACCUGCGUGAUUACUUGAACAAUAUCCUCAUUGUAAUAACCAGCACACUGUGACAAGUGUAGUGCAACACUGAAAUGAAACGCUGCGUUCAGGGGCUCUUCGUCAACUCCGUCAGUUCACAACCAGGAAGUUUGACCUGACCGCGUUCAGUUCACUGACAGGAACGAUCAGAAGAGUCGUUUCUCUGUCGUCCGUGAUUAAAUCACAUCACCCGGGGAACAGGUGACGAUCAGUUUCUGACCUGUCCGAGUUGACGAGGAUCCACCGGCUGCAGAGCGAGAGUCUGACACGAGGACCGACGUCCUCACCAUCCGCCUGCGACUGGAACAGAAACUUUCAUUACAUAUAUAUAUAUAUGUAUAUAUAUAUUUUAAUGCUCUUUGAUGACUUAUUAUCCAGAUUUGCACAUGUGAACUCUCGGAUGAGGAAUCGUUAGAAAAAACCACUACGAGGAAAUGGAGAUGGUACGAUGGUCUGAAAUGGCACAUUUACUUUUUAUUUCUUUUAUUCGUGUCCACUUUUCAUUUCAAUCCUUUCUUAUAAGAUUGUGCAGCAGCACAAAGCUCCUGUUGUGUCCUGCUCGUCUGUGUGUGUUUGUGCAGAAUGUUGUGGACUUUAUUGUGUUAAUGUCUUUGUUUGUACUGUAUCUCUGAUUAUGUGACUGUAUGUAUGCCGGUCAUACGUGUUAGCAUGUUAGCACUCUGGUCCGUUACGUCCUGUUCACUCUGGUUUCUGGUUGUUUCAAUGUGGCACGUGUGAUUCCAGGCCCCGUCCGUCGCAUACUGUCAUCUCUGUCUCUAAAGUACGAUUCUCUCAAUCUGCAUGAAUCCAUAUUUAUCACUUCAUGUCUCCUACAGUGUCAUGUGGAUUAUAUAUGACGAUGUUCCACAUUAACAGUUAGUUUUAUUCUCAGUCCAGCAGGCUGGGCUGCAGAUUAGCACAGGAUUUUAUGUUUGAGCUAAAAUGCACACGUGUAUUAUUACUUGUUAUGACUCUGAAAUACAGUAAAGGGAAUCAGUCAAUGUGUCUGGGAAUUGUCUGUGAUUCAUCGUAGAAACGAUUAUUCUUCCCUUGGCACUUGAUCAUAUGUUGCCUGUGAUAUUAUACAAACAUGUACUUUGUGGUGGUGAAUGGGAUUUUUCUGUCCUGAUUGUUUUGAAUUUAAACUGAAUCGUUGCAGCAUUACAAUGGGAUUAUGUUUUAUGACAUUGUACUUGUGGUACUUGAUAUGAUUUUACAUAGGGUGGUUACGGUAAAGAAAAUAUAUAAAAAGAAUAUUCUAACUUUUUGUAAUUUAAGGACAUUGGAGUUGUACUUGUCAAGUACAACUCCAAUGAGAAUAAGUUAUGAGAAUAAUAAAUAUAUGCAUACAAACACAACAGCAUGAAUAUGUUGAAUAAACUCUGUGUUGUAACAUUC